CCACCCCUUCCCAGACCCUAUUUAAGGAUUGGCAGAGGAGGCAAAGGUAUCUUGUUGGAGAUCUCCGUGUACCUGAGGCCUUUUGAAGAUACAUGAGCUCUAUGUAAAGACAAAAUGCUACACAGCCAAGAGAUUUGCCACGUGCCGUCAGACCCGAGGUACCUCCAGCCCAGGACCAGUGUAUGUCAGUGAUGCAGACAGUGAUUUUCAUGGAGUGGAUUUUCUGCCAGACGACCUCAGUGAGCUUCCAGACGAGACAGGAAUGAGGGUGAACAAGAAAUACUCCUGCCUACCUGCUGAGGAGAAGGGGAUCCACAUCAUCAACAUCCGAGCUAUUGAGGAUAUAGGAUACGAUCAGCAUGAAAGCACACUAUUGAAUUCCCUAUCCAAAAAUCCAGAUGCUGACUGCAAGUAUGGACUCUACUUCCGAGAUGGCAAGAGGAAAGUGGAUUACAUCCUGGUAUAUCACUACAAGAAGUCUUCAGCUGGGAGGACGCUGACCAGGAGAGCUCAGCACAAUGAUGCGAGUGCCAGGAGUGCCAAGCAGGACCCGCUGCCUGGGAAGGGUGUGCAGAUGGAGAUGGGUGAGAGCGAGCCCCAUGCAGACUGCCAUGAAGAUGACAAGAGGUUUCGCAGGGAGGAGUAUGAGGGGAACCUGGUGGAGGCUGGCCUGGAACUGGAACACGAUGAGGACACUAAGAUCCACGGGGUUGGAUUUGUGAAAAUCCACGCACCGUGGAAUGUUUUGUGUCGAGAAGCAGAGUUUCUCAAGCUCAAGAUGCCCACAAAAAAGAUGUAUCAAAUCAAUCAGACCCACGGUCUUCUGAAAAAGAUCAACUCGGUAAUUCAGAAGAUAACGGAGCCCAUCCAGCCCAAGGUGGCUGAGCACAAGCCGCAGACGGUGAAGCGCCUUUCCUACCCCUUCUCCAGGGAGAAGCAGCACUUAUUUGAUUUGUCUGACAGAGAUUCCUUCUUUGACAGCAAAACAAGAAGCACUAUAGUUUAUGAAAUUCUGAAAAGAACAACAUGUACCAAAGCAAAAUAUAGCAUGGGGAAAGGAGAGGGAAGAAAGAAGGAAACUGCCCUUUUAAAUAAAAGACGAAAAUGUGGUAAAUAUGGGAUCACCAGCCUGCUUGCCAAUGGAGUUUACAGUGCUGCAUAUCCUUUGCAUGAUGGUGACUAUGAAGGUGAAAAUGUCGAACCCAAUGACAGAAAGCUCCUGUGUGAGGAGUGGGCAAGCUAUGGAGUCUUCUAUAAGUACCAGCCCAUUGAUCUGGUGAGAAAAUACUUUGGAGAGAAGAUCGGACUAUAUUUUGCCUGGCUGGGAGUUUAUACACAAAUGCUUAUUCCAGCUUCCAUUGUAGGGAUUAUCGUUUUCCUAUAUGGCUGUGCAACUGUGGAUGAGAACAUACCAAGUAUGGAAAUGUGUGACCAGAGAAACAAUAUCACCAUGUGUCCCUUGUGUGAUAGAACAUGCAGUUACUGGAAGAUGAGCUCCGCUUGUGCGACUGCUCGUGCAAGUCAUCUGUUUGAUAACCCUGCAACUGUCUUCUUCUCGGUCUUCAUGGCUCUCUGGGCUGCUACCUUUAUGGAACACUGGAAGAGAAAGCAGAUGCGGCUCAACUACAGGUGGGACCUGACUGGGUUUGAAGAGGAGGAGGAGGCAGUCAAGGAUCAUCCCAGAGCAGAAUAUGAAGCAAAAGUUUUAGAAAAAUCACUGAGGAAAGAACACAAACAUAAAGAGACGGAUAAAGAGAAGCUGACAUGGAAGGAUCGUUUUCCAGCCUAUUUGACCAAUUUUGUUGGCAUUAUCUUCAUGGUGGGGCUGACAUUCGCUAUAGUGUUUGGAGUCAUAAUAUACAGAAUCUCCACUGCAGCAGCACUGGCAAUCAGCUCAACCCCAUCGGGCCGGUCCAGCGUCAGGGUCACUGUCACUGCCACUGCUGUCAUCAUCAAUUUGGUUGUCAUCAUCAUCCUGGAUGAAGUAUAUGGCUGCAUAGCAAGGUGGCUAACUCAGAUCGAGGUGCCAAAAACUGACAAGAAUUUUGAAGAGCGUCUGAUUUUUAAGGCUUUCCUUCUGAAAUUUGUCAAUGCCUACACACCCAUCUUCUAUGUUGCUUUCUUCAAAGGCCGGUUUGUUGGACGUCCAGGAGACUACGUCUACAUUUUCCAUUCUUUCCGAAUGGAAGAGUGUGCGCCGGGUGGCUGCCUGAUGGAGCUGUGCAUCCAGCUCAGCAUCAUCAUGUUGGGCAAGCAGCUGAUUCAAAACAAUUUAUUUGAGAUCGGCAUCCCGAAAAUGAAGAAAUUCAUAAGAUACAUGAAAUUAAAGCGUCGACGUUCCUUGGACCAUGAAGAGCACAUGAAAAAAAAGCAACGUUAUGAAGUAGACUAUAACCUGGAGCCUUUUUCCGGUCUUACCCCUGAAUAUAUGGAAAUGAUUAUUCAGUUUGGAUUUGUAACUUUGUUCGUUGCAUCCUUCCCACUGGCGCCUCUGUUCGCUUUGUUGAACAACAUCAUUGAAAUCCGUUUAGAUGCAAAAAAGUUUGUUACGGAGCUGAGGAGACCAGUAGCAGUCAGAGCAAAGGACAUAGGAAUCUGGUACAAUAUCCUCCGGGGGAUAGGAAAGCUUGCUGUCAUAAUAAAUGCAUUUGUGAUCUCAUUCACAUCCGACUUCAUUCCACGCCUCGUGUACCUGUAUAUGUACAGUGAGAAUGGCACCAUGCAUGGCUUCGUGAACCAUACACUAUCCUAUUUUAAUGUCAGCGAUUUUCAAGCAGGAACAGCUCCAAAUGACCCCAUGGAACUUGGCUACGAGGUUCAGAUAUGCAGGUACAAAGAUUAUCGAGAACCCCCCUGGUCUGAAAAUAAGUAUGACAUUUCAAAGGAUUUCUGGGCUGUCCUAGCAGCAAGAUUAGCAUUUGUGAUAGUUUUCCAGAAUUUGGUCAUGUUUAUGAGUGACUUUGUUGACUGGAUUAUCCCAGACAUUCCCAAGGACAUUAGUCAGCAGAUUCAUAAAGAGAAGGUUCUCAUGGUGGAGGUCUUCAUGAGAGAAGAGCAAGGGAAGCUGCAAAUGCUGGAAACCUGGAAAGACAAGGACAAGAAAAAAGGUGAAAACUGUAACAAUCACAGCCCCAGACUCUCCCUGAGCCACAGUGGGAGCUUGUCCUCCUGUCACUCGUAUCCUGUUGACGUAUAGAAGAGGAUGGAGUUGAGUAUGUCGGGGCAUUCCACUGGUACAUAAGCCAUCACGUAAAGGGCAGGACUUGAAUAAUGGACAGCCUGCUGCAUGUUGAAGGAUGUGCUGCCAUUUUGCUCCCAUCUUUGUGAGAAACGCUCUUCUUGCAAAUAUGGAGGACCACAUUCUAUUUCUGAUAAUGUGUUUUAUUUUUUUCUUUUGCACAAGCAGUAAUGCAGGGAAUUUUUAUAUUUCAUCAUUAGAUAACACUAUUUACAUUGGUGUGCAUUAAUAAAGACGUACUUAGUACGUCUUGAUAGAGAUAUUCUCUGAGAAUUUGACCUUAGGCUAUUAAUUAAAUCAUUAAACCUAAAUUUUAAGUAAUGAUAAUACUACUAAUUUAAAAUAUUUUUGGAGCCCCAGGCUUGCAGCUCUGUCAGGAAACUUUAUAAAGUAUAUGCAAAAUCAGCUUUAGAGUGUGCCCUGGUAUUCCUUUUGGCAGGAGAGGAACCAUAUAAAGUUUACCAGACUUAGUUGCUUUCAAAGAUACGGUUUAGCUCUGCUGGCAGACAUCUGUGUUUGAACCUGCAGGUCUGAAACAAAGCUCCCAUUGAGUUCUAGGGUCAAAUACAUGCCUGGGGCACAUGUGGCUGUCUGCUGCAUGCCUGAGACCUCCACUGGGAACUGCUCACUUUACAAACAUCAGGAAAGUGGAUCUGGAAGAGACCUCCUUACCAAUGCGCAGCUGAUGUGGUGGAAGCUACCUCGGUGCCCCAGGCUGCAUCACCCGUGUUGGAGCGGUCCCCAGAGGCUCCUCACCCAUAGCAAGGCAGCAGUAGCAGCACAGUUUUGGAGAUCUUCCCAGCAGGUCAAUUACUAUGGAGCAUUUUGGUAAAUGUCCUGAACUAACGAGCACAUGUAGAGCUACAGUGAGUCAACUGCCCUGCCUAGUACGCAGACACCAUUCAUGCUGAGGGGAGUCCCCUUUUUCCCUUUGUUUUAGCCCAUCCCUUUCUUAGCCAGGUUUUUCUCUGUAGCCCUCUGUCCUCUGCAGGAGAAGGGAGCCAGUUGCCCUUGCAGACUUUAUACUGCUGAAUGGCAUUUCCCAGAGGCUAUGCUGGAAGAGUAAAUCCAAAACAUGUACCACUCAGUGUCUUCAAGGGAAGUUUAACCUGCACUGGGGCUACAGGACCAGACCUUCAGUUAGUUACAGAACUUAUCUUUUGUCUUAAAAUACCCUAUGUUUUAUACAUGGAGCUUCCUUAAAUAGAAGUCUAAAAUCCUUCCUUAUGAAGCCUAUCUAAAUCCCAUCGGUUCAACUCUUUUUAAGUAUAGUACAUUUUAGUUUUGCUUUGUCAAAUGAUGAACUGCACUUCCAAAUAAUAUUGGUGCAAUUAACCUCAUUUCUUUUAUCGCUUUGUCUUGUCCAUGGCAUUUGCAUUAUGAAUAUAAAACUGAAGAAUAAAAUAAAAAGUAAAGAUUUCUUUAAAGUCUAACUACUGUAUGGUUUGUUACAAAACCAAACGUCAAGACUGUUUCCAGUAGUUGUUUCUUUAUUCUUUUCCUUUUUUCUUUGCCAAACUAAUUUAAAGAUUAAUGCCAGAACUAAAAAAAAAAAAAGCCAUAUCUAGCUUUUGAUAUAUUUAUUUGUUUUAAAGUAUCUGAUAAACUUGAUAUUUUUCUGUAGUCUGUCCAAAGAAGGCACCAGAAAAGAUAUUAUGUGGAAGAAAGAAAAUGGUAUUAACCAAAUAUUCUUGAAGCUUAUUUAAAAUAUUGAUCCAGCCAAAGAUUUUUAUUAAUAAAGGGCUUAUAUUUUGUUAACUCAUGUUUCUGUUGUAUUUUGACUUGCAGGAAUGUCACUAUUUUUUAAAUUUGUAAUUUAUGAUAGCUUACUCCUAUAGGGCCACAUCCUGCCUGAUUUAUUCACACUAUAAGCAUUAAGCCUGGCAGUAAGUAUUUACAGGGUCAGGCCUGUGGACUGCAAUAGAACUAUAAGUGCAAAUAAAUUAAGCAGAAUUUUCUCUGUAAACCCUAUAGAAGUGUUCUUUCUCUCAUUCCAUGGUAGCCCAAAAGAUCUAGAAGAAAGCUAAACAUGAACUACCUAUUCUGAAGAGACAUCUGACGGAACUUCCUGUAGGGGAAUUUCAUCUGUAAAUACUGAUCUGAAGGUGUUCCCAGCUUAAUACUGACAUUCCUGUAAAUGGUAGAACUAUAUCCUGAACACAUACUUACCAAAAAUUUGCAUUAUUUGCUGAAAUCAUGAAAUAGUAACAGUGGCUUAUAUUUUCUUUUGUACAGUAAAUUGUUUGAAAUGGAAUUUUGUAUAUAAAAACUGUAUUACUACUUAGAUAACUAUAAAACUUUCAUGGAAUCCUUUUUUAAGAAAAGUAAAUAUAUACUAAAUCUG
Numida meleagris (helmeted guineafowl) is the source of this 5582-nucleotide messenger RNA. It is a transcript of the gene ANO1, whose product is annotated as anoctamin 1. Bases 263 to 3196 code for a protein of 977 amino acids. Gene Ontology annotation, molecular function: protein dimerization activity; chloride channel activity. Gene Ontology annotation, biological process: chloride transmembrane transport. The transcript is spliced from 28 exons. NCBI's taxonomy places the organism in Eukaryota, Metazoa, Chordata, Aves, Galliformes, Numididae. The record is from RefSeq and is a predicted model, not a curated record. Gene Ontology annotation, cellular component: plasma membrane.